AUGUCUUCCACCCAGCAGUUCACUGUCCCUCUUCCCACCGCCACCGGCCUUUCCGAGCCUGCUGGCCAAAUCAUCAAGGGUGCCACCCAGGAUGACGGCUCGCUCCGCGAUGCCGCUCUCCUGCUCGGCAUCAAGCUCGACCUCGAGGCUGAGGUCCACCUGACUGCCCGCGUCAAGGGUGAUGUCGUUGUUGGUCUUUACUAA
Messenger RNA from Clonostachys rhizophaga, 204 nucleotides. The record is from the annotation of a GenBank genome assembly. NCBI's taxonomy places the organism in Eukaryota, Fungi, Ascomycota, Sordariomycetes, Hypocreales, Bionectriaceae.